AAACAGUAACCAUAUGGAUAAAAAAGAGGAAAGAGAGGCCACUCUGCAAAUAAAUUCAGAACGUUAAAAAAAAUUAUAUAAAACAAAGGAAGAAACAAGAGAGUGUGAAGCUUCGAGAGCUCUGGAAGAGUGGAGGCUUUGUUAGUGAUUUUCUGGUUCUUUACACAGAAUCGAAGCAGAGUGUUUGCUGAGUUGUUGGUUGUAAUUGGUUUAAGUUGAACUUGUAUAGCAGAUAGGUUUCAUUUGGUUGUGUGAUUAAGGUUGGAGCUAGGGGAGAAUUAAGAAGGCUAGAUAAGUAGAAUUUCAAGUUUCAGCAUGUCUGUGGCUUUGCUAUGGGUUGUAUCUCCCAACUCACAGUUGUCAAGAUAUGCUGGAUUUGAUGAUUCAGUUCGUGAUGGAAACCGACUAAUAGACUCAUCAAGAUUUCUGUACCGGGAUCGUGGUUCGAUGUUUAGCUGUAGACCUAAUAAGGAUAGGAAACAGAAAUGGAAUUCUUGCUCAUUUGGUACAGAUUUUAGGCAUCCUUGCUUAGGUGGAAUCAACUUACCUGAGAUAUCAUGUAUGGUGGCUAGCACAGUGGGAGAAAUGGCCGUGUCUUCAGAAGAAAAGGUUUACAAUGUGGUGUUGAAGCAGGCAGCCUUGGUUAAUAGGCAAUUAAGGUCAAGUGGAGAACUUGAUGUGAAACCUGAUCUUGUUUUGCCUGGAACUUUGAGCUUGUUGAGUGAAGCUUAUGAUCGGUGUGGAGAAGUUUGUGCAGAGUAUGCCAAGACAUUUUACUUGGGAACUCUCCUAAUGACUCCUGAAAGAAGAAGAGCUAUAUGGGCUAUAUAUGUGUGGUGUAGGAGGACGGAUGAACUUGUUGAUGGACCUAAUGCUUCACACAUUACUCCAACAGCCUUAGAUAGAUGGGAAUCCAGGUUGGAAGAUGUUUUCCAGGGUCGUCCAUUUGACAUGCUUGAUGCUGCUUUAUCAGAUACAGUAGCAAAAUUUCCUGUUGACAUUCAGCCAUUUAGAGACAUGAUUGAAGGAAUGAGGAUGGACCUUAAGAAAUCAAGAUAUAAGAACUUUGAUGAACUAUACCUGUAUUGUUAUUAUGUUGCUGGCACUGUUGGUUUAAUGAGUGUUCCAGUCAUGGGAAUUGCACCUGGAUCACAGGCAACAACAGAGAGUGUCUACAAUGCUGCCUUGGCAUUAGGGAUUGCUAACCAGCUCACCAACAUACUCCGGGAUGUUGGAGAGGAUGCAAGAAGAGGAAGGGUUUAUCUACCACAAGAUGAGCUGGCACAAGCAGGGCUUUCUGAUGAAGACAUAUUUGCUGGAAAGGUGUCUGCUAAAUGGAGAAAUUUCAUGAAGAACCAAAUUGAGAGAGCAAGGAUGUUCUUUGAUGAAGCAGAGAAAGGCGUGGCAGAGCUGAGCGAUGCUAGCAGAUGGCCGGUAUGGGCAUCGUUGCUUUUGUAUCGUCAAAUACUAGACGAGAUUGAAGCAAAUGAUUAUGACAAUUUCACAAGGAGGGCAUAUGUGAGUAAAGUGAAGAAGAUAGCUGCAUUGCCAGUCUCCUAUACAAGGUCGCUCGUACGCCCCUCCAGAAAAGCACUGUUAAAAGUGCAAAAUUGACACUCAACAUUGAUUCUCAGAAGCAUAUAUAAUAAUUGAAUACCAAAAACAAACAAGAGUCAAUUGUUUUGUAUAUUAGGAAUUGUUGUAAUGCAGCAACUCUGUAUCCAUUAUAAGCUCAAAUAGUAAAUUUAAUUCUCA
Molecule: messenger RNA, 1755 nt
Organism: Mangifera indica (mango)
Lineage: Eukaryota; Viridiplantae; Streptophyta; Magnoliopsida; Sapindales; Anacardiaceae
Product: phytoene synthase 2, chloroplastic
Exons: 7
Coding region: 316-1614 (432 amino acids)
Biological process (GO): carotenoid biosynthetic process
Molecular function (GO): geranylgeranyl diphosphate synthase activity
Source: RefSeq, a predicted model, not a curated record